This is a messenger RNA of Cetraspora pellucida, 861 nucleotides long. The record is from the annotation of a GenBank genome assembly. Lineage: Eukaryota; Fungi; Glomeromycota; Glomeromycetes; Diversisporales; Gigasporaceae.
AUGUUGCCCAAAAAGCGAAAUACUCAUUUAAAAAGAGCUCGACAGGCAAAAAAGUUAAAAUAUUCCAACAAAUCUGAGUCCUCUAUAGUAACAAAUAAUAAUAACAUUGAAGUAGAAUCAGAAUUAGUAUUAAACCAAAAUUUUAAUACAUUAAAUACUGCAAUAUAUAUUCCUUAUGAUUUGUCUGAAUCUGAAUCUAAUGAGUCUGAAUCUACUGAGUCUGGAUUUAAUGAGUCUGAAUCUAAUGAGUCUGGAUUAGAAUCUGAGAAUUUAUUUCAAGAAUUACAACAUUCAACUAAAUUAGAAUUUAAAUUGCAACAAGAAUUACAUUCAAAAGUAAAUAGUAUUUCUCAAAAUCAGCUUUCAAGAGCAAUUUAUAUGUUAAAUAAUAUGAUUUAUACAAAAGGAAAAUAUCAAGGAGAACUUAUUUCAGAGUAUUCUAUAGCAAGUAAAGAUAAAACAAAAGCUCAACAUAUUUCAAAAAUUAGAUCUGCAAUUCAAAAAGCUAAAAAAAUAACACCAGAAAAUUUUAAAAAAUCAGCUAAAAAGCUUUUUAAAUUUAAAAAUGAGUAUUCAGUACAAUUUUUACAAAUGGCUACAGAAAUUAGUAAUUUAGGGCAAAUUUCUUUAAAAUCAACAGUAGUAUGCACUAAAAAAUUUUAUGAAUUUAUUACUGGAGAAGAACCAGAAAAAUGGAUUAAUAUACAUACACUAUCAAGAUGGAAUAAAGAAGUUGCAGCUCUUCAACUUGAUUCAAAUAAACCUAAAUCAUAUGAUAUUUCUAAUUAUGGUUAUGGUCUAUUAGUAGAUGAAAGCAAAAGAGGAGAAAGCAAAAUUUUAAUAGUUGCUACAUCUUUUUGA